AUGGUCAUUGAUACAGAUACUAACAGCUCCAAGCAAGAUUGUGUAUUGAGUAGGUCCAGGGCAGCAAGACCAUUGACCUAUACGUUACCCACAUUUGUUGAUACAGAAAGAAACAUAACAGCAGAAGUUGGUCAAACAGCAAGAUUACCUUGUGUACUUAAAAACCUCGGCCCUAAAAUGGUGAUAUGGAAGAAAGUUGAUCAAGUUCAUCCAAUUUCCAUUGGAAAUUAUAUAUAUGUGCCAGAUAGUGACUAUUAUGUUGAACAUGAAGAAACUACAAGCCCCACUUCCACUUCUGAAUGGAAUUUACGCAUUAACAGUGUUAAACUACAUCAUGCAGGAGUUUAUGAAUGUCAAAUAAGUGCCAAAGAAGAUAUAAUGCGUAAUAUAACAUUGAAUGUUGUAGAGCGUAAAAAAGGGAAUCCAGGUAUAGAGCUUGGUGGUACAUUGUUUGUUGAAAUAGGAGCAGAAAUAAAAUUAAAGUGUUCAGCUUCGGCAAUAGACUAUUUACCACUCGAUGUUGAUUGGUUUAAAGACGGUUUAAAAAUACGACCAAAAACGGAAAGUCGUGUGUCAAUAAGUAAAUAUCCUUCUCGAGAGACAAAUACUUUAAAUAGUACAUUAGUUAUAGAACAUAGUACUAUGGAUGAUGCAGGUACCUACGUGUGUCGUAUUUCUAAAAGACAUGUGGCCAGUCUCAAGGUUGUGGUGCUAAAUGCGGAGACAAUAAAUGUUAAACGUGGUAAGCCAAUCUUCCUUCUGAUCCCUUUUAAAAAUAGUCUCAUGCAUUAUUAUGCUGCUGAAAAUUAG
Lottia gigantea (owl limpet) is the source of this 810-nucleotide messenger RNA. RefSeq lists its product as hypothetical. Gene Ontology annotation, cellular component: neuron projection membrane. Gene Ontology annotation, biological process: synapse organization. Lineage: Eukaryota; Metazoa; Mollusca; Gastropoda; Lottiidae. Bases 1 to 810 code for a protein of 269 amino acids. The transcript has 5 exons. The record is from RefSeq and is a predicted model, not a curated record.